AUGCCCAGUGUACUAGAUGAUCUCUUCGCCUUCAAGCCACUACCCCGGACAUAUCAUAAGAAGAUGAUCACUUACAACGAAGCACCAAGAAGGUCAAAAGAGUUCCAUUUAAUAUCAGAAGAUGUAAUGGUAUUGGACCCAGCAACCACUACAUUACCAGCGACCCAAGAACAUGAGAUGACUGAGAAGCCAUUAGCACCAUCAACGAGAAAUUAGAGGAACUAUAUGGCAGCACUUCUAGAAGAUUUAUCAGAUGAGGAGAUUAUUGGAAACCAUGGGGAUGAAAACAAAGGACAAGCAGAUGUCACAAUCAUUGAUACAUCUGAUGAUAUUUAGUUAUCUAAGAAGACACUCUCACAAAUUCAGGGAUGGACUCCUAGU
Molecule: messenger RNA, 381 nt
Organism: Ilex paraguariensis (yerba mate)
Lineage: Eukaryota; Viridiplantae; Streptophyta; Magnoliopsida; Aquifoliales; Aquifoliaceae
Source: the annotation of a GenBank genome assembly